UGAGCGCUCCCCGAAUGAAUGAAUGAAUCAAUGAAUGAAAAGAGCCGGGAGCUGGGGAUGGAGAGACGGGGAGAGCUGGAGUGAAGCAGGAGAGAGGGAGAGGGCAUUAAACACAGCAGCCAGGCUGUCUGAAGAGACAUACACACACACAGAGACACAUUGUUCCAUCUCAGGGGCACAGGGCUGUAAAGCUACAGACAAGGGAGGGGUAAAAAGUUGAGUUGAUAGUGAAAGAGUUUGCUGAAGGCAGGCGAUGGACUGACGCUGAGAGCGGCGGAGAGGAGGCACUGAUGCCGGAGGAUGGGUGAAAAUGGGCAUGGCCCUGAGGAAUGGCAUGUAGGACCUUACACCAGCGCAGCCCGUCUACUUGUGGUGCCCGUCUCGGCAGAUCCCUGCACAAAUUGCUGGCCAUGCUCUCCCUCUUCACCCUCUCGCUCUUCUGCUUCUACCUGCUGGCCGGCUGCUGUGACUCCCUCCCGCUGGAGCCCGCCUUGACCAUGCAAGGACGGCCGAAGAGGACGGUCACCGUGCAGCCCGGAGAAGAGGAGACUUCGUCCGGAUCGUACACGCCGGCGGCCGGCGACGGGACCGGGACCGGGACCGGGACCGAGCCGCAGCAGGGCAGCGGGGCGCCCGAGGCAGGACGGCCGCCCACAGCCCGGGAGCUGAACGGCACGGCGAAGGCGGGCGGCCGCUGGUGGUGCGCUCUCCGGCGGCUGCCCGAGGCUCUCAUCAUCGGCGUGAAGAAGGGAGGCACCCGUGCGCUGCUCGAGUUCAUGCGGCUACACCCGGCGGUCAGGGCGCUGGGCGCCGAGCCACACUUCUUUGACAGGCACUAUGGCAAGGGACUGCAGUGGUACAGGAAUCUGAUGCCCAAAGCGCUUGAUGGUCAGAUCGUGAUGGAGAAGACGCCCAGGUACUUUGUGACAGCAGAGGCACCAGCUCGCAUUCACGCCAUGUCCAAAGACACCAAACUGAUUGUGGUUGUGCGGGACCCCGUGACGAGAGCCAUCUCAGACUACACCCAGAUCAUCUCGAAAGCUGCGGACAUCCCUGGCUUUGAAACUCUCACUUUCAAAAACAGGACUACAGGCCUGGUUGAUGCGUCGUGGAGCCCAUUAUGGAUUGGGAUCUAUGCCCAGCACUUGGAGAACUGGUUGCAGUAUUUCCCCUUAUCCCAGAUGCACUUUGUCAGUGGGGAAAAACUGAUCACUGACCCAGCUGGAGAGCUGGGCAAAGUCCAAGACUUCCUGGGCCUGCAGAGGCUCAUAACAGAUGACCACUUCUUCUUCAACGAGACCAAGGGUUUCCCUUGCCUGAAGAAGCCACAGGGCAAUGGCAAACCUCACUGCCUGGGCAAAACAAAAGGCAGGAUCCAUCCCAACAUCGACCCGGGAGUGGUCGAGAAACUGCGAGACUUCUACCGCCCUUUCAACAGGCAUUUCUAUCAAAUGACUGGCCAGAACUUUGGCUGGGAGUGACAUGAGGCCAGGGGAGGUGGGAUGUGGGCCACCGGGCAGAGUCCACGAUGACAAAACGAAUGACGGCAGAAGCAGGGGAAGCCAUCGGGUUCCCAACAAACCAAGUCCGCAUGUCAAGUCGAUGAUGUAGCACAUCCAUCUAUAAUCCGCAGGAGCUGCCUGCAUUUCUGCAUCUGCUGCUUCACAAAUCUUGAAAACGCCAAGAAAAACUGUGGACUUUUUCACUCAAUAUUUACUCAAAUCCUCAUCACACCUUAAAAGGGCAAUGUCCAUCUUGCGAUGCAGAUUGACUUUAUUUUUUGCUUGCAGUGGUCCUGAGCAAUGGUUGUUGAUUUUUUAAUAUAUACAUAUGUAUAAAUAUAUAUAUAUAUAUCUCUAUUAACAGCAAAGUCACAAAAUUGAAUAACAUCAGGGCUGAUACCUCUUUAGUUUCUCUUUAGCACUCAUUCACUGUACCACGGAAAAUAUUGUCCUUUUUAGGAAGCAAUGUUUGGCUCCCAUGAGCCUCAUUGUAUUGUGGAUUAACACUACCUUUGUGUCAUUACAGUUCCUGCUUUGUUGUAAUAGCAGCAUCCUGAUAUUAUAAGAGCUUAACUGCUUGCUUUGUUUUACUUUAUUUUUCAAUAAACUAAUUUGCUUCCUUC
Molecule: messenger RNA, 2125 nt
Organism: Leucoraja erinaceus (little skate)
Lineage: Eukaryota; Metazoa; Chordata; Chondrichthyes; Rajiformes; Rajidae
Product: heparan sulfate glucosamine 3-O-sulfotransferase 6-like
Exons: 2
Coding region: 330-1481 (383 amino acids)
Molecular function (GO): [heparan sulfate]-glucosamine 3-sulfotransferase activity
Source: RefSeq, a predicted model, not a curated record